UCAAAUUUUUUAUAUAGUCUAUAAGGCAUUACAGCACACAGAGUUUGUGUCAAAAGCCAUUCAAAACACACAACAGACACUCGGAUCGAUCGAUCGCCUCAAUACUAUAGGCAUAUUUAAAACACAGUUAUAUAUUUUAUAUCCAAAAUUGUGAGUGAGAGAAUGGAGAAGUUCACGAGUGUUGUGGCCGUUUUUGGGGUUGUUGUUGUGCUGCUAUUGCAAUGCGCAGCAGCACAAACAGUGCAUGUGGUAGGAGAUAGCAUCGGUUGGAGGGUUCCUACAGGAGGUGCUUCCGCAUACGAAACUUGGGCGGCCAGUAAGCAAUUCGUGGUUGGCGAUAUCCUAUUAUUCAACUUUGCCACAAAUGAGCAUGAUGUUCUUCAAGUACCGAAAGAAUCCUAUGACAGUUGCAGCUCGUCUAAUCCCAUUGGUGACACCAUCACCACUGGCCCUGUCAACAUAACUCUGUCCACUGCUGGCACCCACUACUACAUCUGCACUAUUGGCCGGCAUUGCCAAUCGGGUCAGAAGUUAGCCGUUACCGUCUCCGGUUCUCCAAGUGCUGUCCCGCCUACAACGAGUACUCCACCUGCCACCCCGACUCCUUCUACAACACCAUCUCCCACAUCAGGGACCCCUGCUGAUUGCGCUCCAACUCCUGCAUCAUCCCCGACAUCAUCCCCACCCAUGGGUCCGACCACUCCGGAGACAAUGCCGCCGCCUGAUUCUUCAUCAUCAUCUAGUGUCUUUGCUAGUUUAUUCAUCUCUUUGUUGUCCAUUGCCAUGGUUUUCCUUUUCUGAGAAAAAAGUGUUGAAUUUAUAGUCGAUGAUACAUUGAUAUGUAGUUAGAAUUUUGUUUGCAGCUUAUUUCUUUAUGUCAUGAUUUAUUCAACCGGUGAUUGAAUUUUGUAAUAGAACUACAUAUAUAAUGUAUUAUUUGAGCAGCAUAUGAUCAAUAAAGGAAUUCUUCAA
Messenger RNA from Juglans regia (Persian walnut), 972 nucleotides. Its product is annotated as cucumber peeling cupredoxin-like. Gene Ontology annotation, molecular function: electron transfer activity. Gene Ontology annotation, cellular component: plasma membrane. NCBI's taxonomy places the organism in Eukaryota, Viridiplantae, Streptophyta, Magnoliopsida, Fagales, Juglandaceae. Bases 163 to 801 code for a protein of 212 amino acids. The transcript is spliced from 2 exons. The record is from RefSeq and is a predicted model, not a curated record.